This is a messenger RNA of Nerophis ophidion (straightnose pipefish), 1511 nucleotides long. RefSeq names its product inhibitor of growth family, member 5a (gene ing5a). Lineage: Eukaryota; Metazoa; Chordata; Actinopteri; Syngnathiformes; Syngnathidae. Gene Ontology annotation, molecular function: chromatin binding. Gene Ontology annotation, cellular component: nucleus. Gene Ontology annotation, biological process: positive regulation of apoptotic signaling pathway; positive regulation of DNA-templated transcription. The transcript is spliced from 8 exons. Bases 131 to 856 code for a protein of 241 amino acids. The record is from RefSeq and is a predicted model, not a curated record.
UGUGUUUCCGUUAGCCACCCGUCGGCGGGCCAGCCGGUGUUGCAAACCAAGCGCGUCAGCACUACUCUCCGCUCACCUCCCAGCAAACGACGUUACGUUGGAGCUUUUUUAUUUUUAAACUUAACCUGAAAUGGCGACGGCCAUAUAUUUGGAACAUUAUCUAGACAGUAUUGAAAAUCUUCCAUGUGAGCUUCAGAGAAACUUCACCUUGAUGCGCGACUUGGACAACAGGACUGAAGAAAAGAAGGUGGAGAUCGAUAAGCUGGCCGAGGAGUACAUUGCCAACGUGAAGAACCUGGCGUCAGAGCAGCGAGUGGAACACCUGCAGAAGAUCCAGAGCGCUUACAGCAAGUGCAAAGAGUUCAGCGAUGACAAAGUGCAGCUUGCCAUGCAGACCUACGAGAUGGUGGACAAACACAUCCGCAGACUGGACGCAGACCUGGCACGCUUCGAGAACGAGCUGAAGGAGAAACUGGAAGUGAGCGGCUACGAAAGUGCAGAAGGACGAGUGCUGAAAAAGCCUGAGUCCCGCGGCCAGCGAGAGAAGCGCGGCUCCAGGGGAAGAGGGAGGAAAGGCUCUGAUGAGGACUCUCCCAAAAAGAAAAAGAUGAAAAACAGUCCGGACUUGAGCGACGCCCUCUUGCCCGUGCAGCCGUCAGACGUGCUGGACAUGCCUGUGGAUCCCAACGAGCCUACGUACUGCCUGUGUCAUCAGGUGUCCUACGGCGAGAUGAUCGGCUGCGAUAACCCCGAUUGUCCCAUCGAGUGGUUCCACUUUGCCUGCGUCGACCUCGCCACCAAACCCAAAGGAAAAUGGUUUUGUCCAAGAUGCACUCAAGACAAGAAGAAAAAAUAAGCAGCAUUCAUUGUGUAAUAUUGGAGUAAAAUAGUUUAAUUAUAUACAUAUAUAUAUAUAUAUAUUUUAGUUGCACACUAGAAAUUAUUGCGUCAUUAAGCUUUGUUUAAAAGGCCACAUGUGGAUUGUUGAGCACCAUCACGUUUAAUCAAGCGGCGUACAAAUUCACUUGCGUACGACUCAGAAUCCUGCAUUGUGGCUAAAGGAUACUUGAAAUUGUAUUUUUUUUAUUUUUAAGAUAUAGAAGCCUGCUGAGAAAUGAAGCAUUUUGUACGUCUUUAAAAAGAUUUCUAUGUUACCUACCUCCAGCACACAAGGUUGGACAAACCCCUGCCCGCCCCAAAAAAUCCUGACUUUUUUGAAUGUAUUGUGGUACUUGUGGUCAACGAAAAGCACUUUUAAUAACAAACGUUCCCCUUUUCUUAGGUCUGACACUGCAAAGUUAGUCUCACAUUAUUAAUUUCAUUUCAAACCAUGCCAUAUUUCAUAUGGACCGACUUUUUCCUCUCGCACACAAUAACAUGGAAUUGACUUUAAGCGUCUUAUCCCAUAGUCGACUGUGAACGCAAGUCAUGUAAGCCACAAACAAAGAGCCAAAGGUAAUGUAUUUUGUAUAUUCAAUAUUUUAUAUCAAAUAAAUAUCCUCUAUUAUUCA